Molecule: messenger RNA, 1215 nt
Organism: Helicoverpa armigera (cotton bollworm)
Lineage: Eukaryota; Metazoa; Arthropoda; Insecta; Lepidoptera; Noctuidae
Product: glutathione S-transferase 1
Exons: 7
Coding region: 115-885 (256 amino acids)
Biological process (GO): glutathione metabolic process
Molecular function (GO): glutathione transferase activity
Source: RefSeq, a predicted model, not a curated record
CUGGCAGUUUAUAUGGCUAGACAGUUCCUUGAAAAAUAUAUUGCUGCCGUAAAAUAAAUACAAAAAUGAAUUAAUUUUUGUAUCUCAAAAUCAUAAGUUUGGUUUAUCCAAUUCAUGGGGACUUCGGCAAGCAAAAGACUUUCACAAACUGGCUUAAAGCAUUGCACAUUAUGGAAAGCAGACAGAAGUCCGGCCUGCCGAGCCGUAAUGAUGGCGUUGGACUCUAUGAACCUGAGCAUCACGGAGGUGGACAUCAACAUUGACAAAGGAGAACAUAGGACACCUGAGAUGCUCGUUCUUAACCCAUUACAAACAUUGCCAGUUUUCAAGGAUCGAGAGCUCGUUCUAAGUGAUAGUCAUGCAAUUUGUACAUACUUGGCUGGGCGGUAUUGUGACUCCGGCCGUCUGUUGCCCAAAGACCCUGGAGGCCGUUCAUUAGUGGACCAACAUAUGCAUUAUAACAGUGGGACACUUUAUCCGCGGUUCCGCGCAGCUGCUUACCCAAUCCUUUACGAGAACUGUAAUUUUGUAAUGCCGCAACAAAUAGCAGAUAUCGAAUGCGCUUACUCGGAUUUAGAGAGCAUGUUAUUAGGAAGGACCUGGUUCGGCGGCAGUUGGCCAACUCUCAGCGACAUAGUCUUUGCUUCUACUAUCAGCACUCUGAACAUUCUUGUGCCUAUUGACAAAAACAGGUAUCCACGACUAUCGAGCUGGCUUUUUCGUGUUUCAGAAGAGCUAUUUUUCGUAACAGCUAAUAGAAAAGGACUAAGCGAGUUCUCGAGAAGGAUAGAUUGCGGCAGUAUUUGUGAUGAGAAAGAGUUCAAGUGUCCCAGGAGUUCAAUGAGACGUCGGAAGCUAGCGGGAAACAUUCCCGAUAAAAAAUAGCAUUGGCGUAGCCAGGAGUGGGAGGGUGGAGACUGCUGAAAGCAGACUAUAAUGGGGCCUGUGUCAUCGCUUGCUGCACAAAUACAGGUAAAAUAUCUACCGGUAAAGUAGAUGAUAUAUUUACUGUAUUGUUUUGAGUUAUUAUGGAGUGAUUAUAUUUAAUUUUUCUAAAAAUUGUUUGUGAAAUACUUGCAGGGACAAUAAAAUUAUAAAUUGUCAAAAAUAUGCAGAAGCAUGUGCCCCAUUUGCCCCUCCUUGGCUACGUUCAAAGCAAGCAGAUAAAUAUUUUGUUUUUUUUUUAUGCUUAUUCUAAAUAAAUAAGUGAUAAGC